AUGUCUGACACCCCAGUCGUUACAGAAGCCUGGUUGCCGGGCUUCGACGGACACCAGUUCUACACAAGGACUUACCCCGCCGCUGACUCCAGCGCCCCUCGGGGAGUUAUCCUUUUCGUCCACGGUUUUGCAGAGUACACUGCUCGAUAUGCCCAUGUUCAUCGCAUCUGGGCUGCGAGAGGUUAUACCCUCUUUACAUACGACCAGCGCGGGUUCGGCCAGACGGCGGUUGAUCUGGAGCAUCGCAGUAAGGGAAGUGCAUACGGAAAGACGUGUCUCAGAGACCAGUUGAGCGAUGUCCAGUGGUGGGUGCAGUACCUGAAGGGUCAAUAUCCGGACUCUCCUCUGUUUUUGAUGGGUCAUUCCAUGGGCGGAGCGCUUUCUCUAGCCUUCGCCACCCGCGUGAAGGCUCCGCCAUCUCCAGAGACUGUUCAGAUGCUUUCUGGGAUCAUCGCGUCGAGUCCUUUCCUCGAGCAGACUACUCCAGUCUCAAGGUUGCUUCGAUGGGUAGGGGAAAAAGCCGCUAUGGUCUUACCGCAUAUGCCGUUCCCUGCGGAGGUACUACCCGAGCACUUAUCACAUGACCCCGUCGUUAAUGAGGCCGCGGCGAACGACCCCCUUUUGAAGCAGAGGGGCACCUUGCGCGGGCUGGCAGAUAUGCUCAACUUGGGCGAGCAAUUGCUGUGGAAUGAUUAUAAGCGCUGGCCGAAGCAAAUUCCGCUCCUUAUCCUGCAUGGGACCGAUGACAAGAUUGCGUCGUGCAAAGCAGUGGAAGAAUUCUACGGCAAGCUUGAUGCGGAAGACAAGAAGAUCUCGUUGUAUUCGGACGGAUACCACGAACUUGCAAACGAGCCUGAUGGAGUGAAGGAGAAAUUUGUGGACGAGUGCAUCGAGUGGGUGGAGGCCCGUCUCAGCAGGCGUUUGGGCGAGGUGCCCGAGGCGAGUAACAUACCAGUGUCGAGGCUGUAG
Sparassis crispa is the source of this 969-nucleotide messenger RNA. RefSeq names its product Putative monoglyceride. Lineage: Eukaryota; Fungi; Basidiomycota; Agaricomycetes; Polyporales; Sparassidaceae. Bases 1 to 969 code for a protein of 322 amino acids. Gene Ontology annotation, molecular function: lipase activity. The transcript has 7 exons. Gene Ontology annotation, cellular component: membrane. The record is from RefSeq and is a predicted model, not a curated record.